UUUUCCAUAAAAAUCAAAAAAAAUAAAUAAAAUAUUAUAUGUCGACGUCGGUAGAGCAAAACGGCGCCGUUUUACUGGAUUCUACCGCCGGCUCCGGUGGUGGAGUUGCUAAUAGUAAUGGUGCUUUGACGGUGAAGAAACCGCCGGCGAAGGACCGACAUAGUAAAGUUGAUGGAAGAGGAAGACGUAUAAGGAUGCCAAUUGUUUGUGCUGCUAGGGUUUUUCAGCUAACUCGUGAACUAGGUCAUAAAUCCGAUGGACAAACAAUUGAAUGGCUGUUACGUCAAGCUGAACCUUCGAUUAUUGCUGCUACUGGUACUGGUACUAUACCUGCUAGUUUCUCUACUGUUUCAGUUUCGUUACGAAAUUCAAUUUCUUCUGUUACUGCUUCUGCUCCGGUUGAUCAUAAGUUUCCGUCGCCGUCGCCGUCGUUGUUACAUCCGUUGAUUUCUCCGGCACCGUUUUUGCUUGGUAAGCGUUUACGUUCUGAGGAUGAUGAUAAUGGAAGUGGAGAUAAGGAUGUGGUUCCUAGUGCUGGAUUUUGGGCAGUUCCUGCUAGGCCGGAUUUUGGACAAGUUUGGAGUUUCGCUGCACCGUCGCCGGAGAUUUCACAUUCCGCUGCAGCAGCGAUGAAUACGCAGCCAUCGAGGUUUCUUCAGCAGCAGAUGGAAGAGGCAUCAGCUGGUAGAGUUGGGAAUUACUUUCCUAUAGCUCAAGGGCAUCUGAAUUUGCUAGCUUCUCUAUCGGGUUCGGGUUCUGGACCGAGAAGGGACGACGAUGGACAAUGAAGUAUUUGCUGUUUAUGAUAUGUAUAAAUUGAGUAUUGUUGUUGUUGUUUGUUCGUAUUAUUAAUUGUUAGGGAUUAGGUAGUGUAGUGAGUGAGAAAUGAAGCUAGGUUUUGUUGCAAUUUGUUGAAUUAUUGCUAGGAUUAGAGUGUUUGCUUGUUCGUUCGAUUGAUCGUUGCAUUUGUUAGGGUUUCAGUUCAUUUAAGUUAUGAGUGAUGUAGCCAUUAAGAGAGAGAUAAGACGAGACGCAAGAAUCUAAGGGAGUUUCUUGUGAUCGAUGAAUUUGGUUGGAAUUACCACUUAAAGCACAGAACUGCUCAAUAAGUGCUUGACCAUUUUCGAUAAUGGUGAGUGGAUAAGACAGUUAUUUAAGUGUGGUCUACGAAAACCUGUAGUUCCGCAUCAAUGUUUUUUGUAACGAAACCAUGGAGGUUUCUGAUGAAUGAAUUGAAUUCUGUAAUUUGUUGAAACUUUCAGUGACUCAAAUGAGUGUUAUGGAAUUUGUUCCUUAGAUA
Messenger RNA from Solanum pennellii, 1300 nucleotides. RefSeq names its product transcription factor TCP7. Gene Ontology annotation, molecular function: sequence-specific DNA binding; DNA-binding transcription factor activity. Bases 39 to 788 code for a protein of 249 amino acids. The transcript has a single exon. Lineage: Eukaryota; Viridiplantae; Streptophyta; Magnoliopsida; Solanales; Solanaceae. Gene Ontology annotation, cellular component: nucleus. The record is from RefSeq and is a predicted model, not a curated record.